GGAAAGAAAGAAAAAAGGGGUGGGGUAGGGAGGCGAUAUUGCACAACGAAUCCCAAGUAAUAGCUUGUUGGAACUUGGUGCUGAACUGCCCUUGCUGCUGACCCUGCUAACCCAUCACUUUGUCAUUCACUAUGUGAGUGAGGAUCAGCACUGUUCCCCUGAAGCUUGUGGCUGACACACGUGUCAAAUGGAUGUGCUUUGCAGAUGAAAGCAUAUCUUUUCUCCUGCAGGCCCUGGAUGUCCAUUUCUUUGUACUUCCCAGGAAGAUUAUCUACAAUCCAUAAGAGCAUCACUGCCUUCAGAUUUAGUGCAAAGGGCCACCUAAUCUAUUGUUCUCUUUUCUCAUUCUCUAGCAAUUAAAAUUCAGAGGAAGCACUAUUUUGAAACAGGAGGGUUUAGAACUGUUGCCUUUUUAGAAAAAAAUUUUUUUGACAAAAUGCCUUAGGCACUUAUAAUAAUAAACUUGCCACCCAGUCACUAGUUUAAAGUUUAUUUUUGUUUCUUUUCUGUUUCCAAUGACAGCCAUCAAGAACCCCCUGGGGAGCUUAUAAGCAGGGCAUGAAGGUGAUAGAUGAAUCCUGCUGUUUAUCUCUAGCACCUGGUUUUCUGAUGUAUAGGGUUGUAUCCAAUUAAGUUGUCCUGUUAGCGGAAGGGAUGGGGGAACCCCACAGAACAAAUUUGGGGUGGGCGCAGGGGUUGCCUGAGGAAAGGAGAGGAAGAGGCAGCCUCUUUGCACGGGUGGAAGUCCUUGCGCUAACGGGUCAACUUCUUUGGCUACAACUUCUUGUGUCAGCGAACAUGGAAGUUCCAUUUGCUUGAUAAUAGACAGGUGCUUUCACUAUGUUGUUUUUGGCACCUGCUAAAAAACUGUUUUGCUUAAGCCUACCUGGAAAAUCUGGUGUGUAAAUGGGAGAUUUAUUUUCAACCAACCAAAGGCCAAGUAAAAUAGGAAACAUAUUUCUGAGGUUUUGGAACAGGACUGAAACUAUUUCUAAUACACAAAUUUCUCUUUCACUUGAUAGCUGUACCCUUGAUCCACUAACAUUUUGCCAUUCAUUUUGUUUUAUUAUUCUAAAAUACGUUCGGUAUUAUCAUUAUUCAUUCUAUUCAAUAGAGUUGCUAUUUAUUAUUUCCUACAGGAAAAGGACUUACCCUGAUUCUUCAGUCCUAGCAACUUUUCUGCCAAUUGCCAGGGACUGGAAGAGGAUGCCUCCACACCAACCAACAUAUCCCUCUGCUAGCGUACCUUUGUGUGGAUUUUAGUUGUAAACCACUUUCAGAGUCAAGAUUGGCUUAAAAGCAGAUUAUAAAUAUAAUAUAAUAGUUGUGUUUACUUGGAACUGAGUGUCAUUGAUUACAAUUGAUUUCUAAGGAAGCAUUGUGCUUAGGGGUUUUAUCAUUGUAUAUAAUACUUGAUAUUCAAAACAUUCUAUCAGAUAGAUAUUUUUGUGCUUUAAUGUUCCAUUCACAGGUAAGAGAAACCAAGGUGAGAAGGGCAGUAAGUGUCCAAAGCCACCCCAAUGAAACUACUCAAGGAUUUGAUCUCGGGCACCCUAGCAUUUAAUACCUGAACUUCAGCCAUGUCAUAACUCCUGCAAACUCUCCGCAGCUAAAAUUGGAAGUAGUAGUCUACCUAAUUAAUGAUGCCUUGUUAUGCUGCAAUGGGCCCAUGCACCUCUGGUGGAUUAAUGUGUAUCUUAGCCUGGCAUUUUGCCCAGGAGGAAGAACUACUGUUUAAUACAUUAAAUCUCUCUGGCAAGCCUGAAAAACCUGUUUCCUCUUCUUCAUAAAUCACAAUCUGUCUCCAAAACAUGCAACACCAAUAUGCCGACAACAUUCACCACUGUUGAUCAGCGGGAACAGCCUCUCUUCCAGGAACCUAUUAUGGCGGAGGCAGGAGCAGAUGACCCCGUCCUGGUAGAACAAGAGCUCCGUGACAUGGAUGAGGACCGUUUGUGGGAGAUGGUGGAGGGUCAUCGCUACAGAAUUGUUCGUGGUGUCUGCCCAAGCCGUCUUACCCCCUACUUACGUCAGGCCAAGGUGCUGGGCCAACUGGAUGAGGAAGAGGUGCUGCACAGCCCCCAGUUCACAAACAGUGCCAUGAGAGUGGGUCACAUGCUGGAUCUCUUGAAGUCCCGUGGGAAAAAUGGAGCCCUCGCUUUUCUGGAAAGCCUGAAACUCCAUAAUCCUGAUAUUUAUGUGCUCAUCACUGGUUUGGAGCCCUCCAUAGACCACAAUCAUUUCAGUGACCUGAUUGAGAGCUCCCAGCUGACAGAAUGCUUGGCCAAGGCAGUGAGCAGCCUGCAGGAAGAGUUGAGCCAGGAGAAGCGACAGAAGGUGUCUUUGCUCCAUCACUGCCGCAAGCUGAAGGAGAACACUGCCCGACUGGAAGCACAAGCUGAAAGCCUGCGGGGCAUUGAUGCUGAGUGUAACCGCAUGAAGAGGGAGCUCAGUGCCCACUUCCAUGAGGCACUCAAGCUUAAAGAUGAACUUUACGGCCUGUCUUUACGCUACAGCAGUGCCCUGCAGGAGAAGGACCUGGCUAUCACCCGCUGCCAAAGCCUGCAGGAAGAGCUCUACCUGAUGAAGCAGGAAUUGCAGCGAGCCCAGGUAUCAUCAUACUGUGAAAGGGAAAGAUCCCAGAGGACAACUGAGGACAUACAGCCACAGGCAGAUGAGCUUCUGAUGUUGAGAGAGGAGAAUGAGCAUCUCAAGUCAAUGGUGGAACUGGAGACUUUCAGUGUGGUACAGAAGGAUAUUCUGGAACAGAACCUUGAUGAUGCUCUGGAGGGCAAACAGGAGCUGUUGAAUCGUAUCCACUCGCUGAGGGAGCAGGCGGCAUUUGCCGAGAAUCAGCGCAAGCAGUGCUGGAAAGAAAAAGAGCAUACACUGAUUGAAUGCCAGAGGAUGAAGGUGGACUGUGAGAUAUACAAGGAGAAAAUUAGUGCCCUCCAGGCACAAGUGGCUGAUCUGCAGAAAGAGAGAGAUCAGGCCUACAGUGCAAGAGAUGCUGCUCAGCUGGAAAUUUCUCAGAGCCUCCUGGAGAAAGAUUCACUCCGUCGCAAAGUCUUUGAGCUCACGGAUGAGAUCUGUGAACUCAGGAAGCACACAAACCUGAGAGUCUCAACAAUCACAGUACAGAGGAAUGGACCAACCAGCUGUGAGCCCAAGGAAUAUUAUCCAAAGAGGAAGCAGCGUCUGAUCCGCAUGAAUGCAGUCUGUCCCCGGGAUGACAGCCAGGACAGCUUCUUGAGCAUGUCUGAGUCUUGGUCAGAGUUAAGCAACAGGUCAAGUCAAGACCUAACUGAGAGCUUCCGGUCCUGCAGCCCCGUCCCACCAUGUAGGCACUCCCUGCAGAGGAGAGCCAUGCAAGAUGCUUCUUUUUCCAGGAGCAGUUCCCUGGAGUUUCUGGAGGAGGAUUUUGCUUUUGCUUCUGAGGAGAAAGCAGAAGACCCCCCUUUUGAGUAUGAGAUGGAGGGGAAAGUUGAUGGCACCUCCCUGUGGCUCCACAUAGAUCCCUGCAUUUCAGAGAGUGUGCCUAUGCGCCGCCGGCCUGCACAGCGCUUCCCAAGCCGCAUCACUACCAUUGCCUUCCAAGCCAAUGCUUUGCUGGAGCAGAUCAACAUCAUUGGGGGCAACCAGACAGGCAUCUUCAUUCACCAAGUCACACCUGGCUCUGCUGCUGAUGAGAUGUCUUUGUCACCAGGCCAUCAGAUUGUGCUGGUGGAUUAUGGAGUAAUGGAACCAGGUUUCAAGGCUGUCUUGGAGGAUGCAACACUUGAGGAGGCACUUUGGAUCCUGGGAAAGGUGAAUGGCUUCUGCUGCCUAUCUGUGCAACUCAACAUGGAGGGUUACAAGAAGCUGCUGAGUGACCUGAACUCCAAGCUGGUGACGUCUGGUGACUCUUUUUACAUUCGGUCCAACCUGUGCCUUGAGAGGCAGGCAGCUGGGGAACUUACAGUGGGGUGCCAUGAUAUUCUACACAUCACUGACACAGUGUGCCAGGGCCACACCCAAUGGAGUGCCUGUCAGGUGAACCCCUACACCAUGAAAGACAUAGAUGCUGGCACUAUCCCUAACUACUGCCGGGCGCAAGAGCAGCUCAUCAUCCUGAUCCAGGAACUGGCCCAGAAGAGCACAGUUUCUCACAAGAAUUCUGGGGUGCAGCCCAAACUGGUGCGUAUUGUUAGCACAGACAACAACAAAACCAAUCCACUCUGGUCAUCCAUGGAUUAUAUCCUGUCAGACUCCAGCAAGCCAAAUGUGAACCAUCGAGUCAGUCUCCACACAAGCUGUGUCAGCCUGAUGCCAUACACUUUAGUCAGACCCUGCAGGCCCGGCCGGCCACGCCCAGUCCUCUUGGUGCCUGCACUUUUGCGGAGGAUCCUGGCUGACAAGCUGUGCCUGUCCAAGGCCUUUGAGAAAUGUCCAGCAGAGCCUCAGAGUGAACCACAGCUCAGAGAUGCCACCCUUGGAAAAAGAGAGAUGAAUAGCAGUUGUUGUGUUUCCCAUCAGGCUCUGGAGGGGCUAAUGCAAAAGAAUGUGCAUGGCUGGCUGGACCUGGGCCUCGAGAGUGUGCAGGAACUUCUGGCUAUGGAAAUCUAUCCCAUCAUUAUCCUGGUCACCAUCAAUGAAAAGAAUGGAAAGAAAUUCAGGAAAGCCCUACAGCGCCUUGGAACAACUGAAGAGCAACUUUUGGACACUGCCCGGAAAGAGGAGGCCCAGCUGGAGACAGUGCCAUGCCUCUACGGCACCAUCACCCCCGAUGCCUGGAGCGACCAUGAUGCUUUGCUCAGCUGUGUCCGCAUGGCCAUCGCUGAUGAACAGAAGAAGGUGGCGUGGGUGGAAGAAGUGCCUCAUUGAUCCCUUUGGAAAUGGGCAAGCAUGCGCCCCGAGUCACAUCGUUUGUCUCGGGCCUCGGAAAGACUUGAAGAUGCUACAGUUUAUCCUGAAUUAAGCUCAUGAGGGACUGGGGCAUGUUCUUAAAUCUCCCAGCUAUGAAGAAUGAGCAACCUGUUUACUGGGUGAACAAUUAACUUGUUACACGGUUUGAACUCUCUCAUACAUAUACACACACGCUUCUAAGCUUACUUGGCCUUUUGCCUCCCACCUCUGACUACAUCCCAGCUAUGUUUGGUGGUGGUGACUAAGCUGAGGCCCAUAUGCAGUUGUGUGUGAAAUGUGUGAGUUCAGGUAAAUGGAUAUUCAACGUUGGUUUUAAAAUCCGGAACACUUAUUCUUUCUCUUCUCCCUUCACUUCACCUCUCUUGCCUAGCUCCAGUUCCAUUCACCCACCAAGUCACACUUUUUGUGGGAGGGUAGUUGGGGCUAACACAAUGGCCAUGUAAUGAAUAAGCAGUGCUUAGUGUGCAGGGGUAACUACCGUGUUUUUGCUUAACAGCCAACCCUCGAUGGCCAUAUGUCAAUGGUGUGUGUAGCCACCUACACUCUCCCAUGCACACACACAGGACGUAUGCAUCUGUGCAGAUCAGUUGAGGAAGAAGAGGGGUUAUUGCCCCUUCCAUACUAAUUAAAUGAUUCCUCUGAUGACUGGGGAGGGGAAGCUCUCCAUCCCCACCAGGGAGCACUGGACUAUGGUUUAAAUCUGUUUGUCCAUGUUGUCUUUAGUUCAAUUUUUCCCAUUUUUUGCCACCGCUGCUAAAAUCAGGUAUCUGGGGGCAGUAAAAAAAUGGUGGAAGGGGGCAUGCAUCAGACUGUUCUCCAGGGAUUAGCCACUCCUGACUGACUUCUCCUUGCAACUAUCCUAUAACAAUUCCACCCCCCCUUUCAAUCCAUGGAUAUCUCGUUACACAAUUUAGAAAUAGACUAUGAAUGAAAGUACAGGGGCUGAACUCAGUUGGCACAGGACACCCUGGGAAGAAAGUUUGUGGGUUGUUGCAGUGUCCCAUGAGCUGAAGCAUGUGUUGGAAAGAGAACACUAAAAAAAAGAUAAAAUUGUCUUAGUCUUACAAAAUAAUCUUCUACUUCAUUUCAUUUAAGGGAGAAUAGUCAUUGCAGUUUGCCUUUUCUAUAUUAAAAUUGAGCAACUGGAAUGUUGUUAACCAGCAAUUGAGCAAGGAUUUGACGAUCCUUGGACGAAUGUUCCCUUCAUAACCAUAUGUUAUCAAAAUCUGAAAUCCAUUUUCAGAAAUAGAAGUGCAAUCCAGAGUAUUAGGCAUUCUUCUAUUGCAUUGAAAAUCAAUACAUUGUUCAACAGAGUUAAAAGCUAUGUCACUGAUUUUCAUGGGACUUUAGACAAGGUUGUUUCUGUGACUUGUACCCAAAAAUGUGUAUUCUGGAUUUUGCUUAACUGAGUAUAGAUACUAGGUUUUUACAGUGCAAUCCUAUAUAGGCCUAUUUGAAAAUGAGCCCCAUUGAUUUCAAUGGGACUUGCCUCUAAGUAAGUGGGUAAUAAAGGGUGGGGUGCUGUAUGAUUUUCUCUGCCUGUGCCCUCCAGUCCCCUUCCCCCAAAUAUAUGUGACCAUGUGGUCUCUCCUUUAGUGUACUGGGUAUCCCAGAGCUGUCUGGCCUUCUGUGAACACCUGCUUCUCAAGAAUCUGAGACUAUUAAUAGACAACAAGGUGUUAAUGCCAGAGACUGUAGAUACAAUAUUGUAAACAAUUGUAUAUUCAUUCACGUUGUCUCUUACCUGGUUCCCUUCCACUUUGUUAAUCAAUCAUGCAGGUAAAGCAUGUUGGAUUUUAUUUCAUUUUGUAAAAUAGCAUGGUGAGAGAUGGCUCUGUUGCUUGAAUUUAGAAACUGUAUUAAAUUAAAAUUCUUGUUGGACACUUCCUGUAUGUUCCGUGCCACCCACUGCUGUGCACAAAAAUGAUUCCAAGCCAAAUGUCUGUGGAGGCUUCCCGGCUGAAGGG
Molecule: messenger RNA, 6872 nt
Organism: Rhineura floridana
Lineage: Eukaryota; Metazoa; Chordata; Lepidosauria; Squamata; Rhineuridae
Gene: CARD14
Product: caspase recruitment domain family member 14
Exons: 21
Coding region: 1825-4863 (1012 amino acids)
Biological process (GO): regulation of apoptotic process
Molecular function (GO): protein binding
Source: RefSeq, a predicted model, not a curated record